AUGUAUGCGCAGAAACUUGAGGGACAAAGUUGGAUCGGGGAACGUAUGGAUAAGGCAAAGAUUGAUAAGAUGAGUGACCAACAAUUGGGACAGUUGUAUGAGCUCAUGCAAGCAAUACGAAAGAAGCAAGCAGAGGAAAAUGGCGAGGAUUCGGGGCCCGAACAGCUAUGA
Sclerotinia sclerotiorum 1980 UF-70 is the source of this 171-nucleotide messenger RNA. RefSeq lists its product as hypothetical. Bases 1 to 171 code for a protein of 56 amino acids. Lineage: Eukaryota; Fungi; Ascomycota; Leotiomycetes; Helotiales; Sclerotiniaceae. The transcript is spliced from 2 exons. The record is from RefSeq and is a predicted model, not a curated record.